Leptidea sinapis is the source of this 3294-nucleotide messenger RNA. Its product is annotated as discoidin domain-containing receptor 2-like. The record is from RefSeq and is a predicted model, not a curated record. Gene Ontology annotation, cellular component: signaling receptor complex. Bases 1 to 3243 code for a protein of 1080 amino acids. Gene Ontology annotation, molecular function: protein tyrosine kinase collagen receptor activity; ATP binding; collagen binding. NCBI's taxonomy places the organism in Eukaryota, Metazoa, Arthropoda, Insecta, Lepidoptera, Pieridae. Gene Ontology annotation, biological process: protein phosphorylation; cell surface receptor protein tyrosine kinase signaling pathway; multicellular organism development. The transcript has 20 exons.
AUGGCUCCUUCACAUGUCCCAGCCUCUUCAGUUGCUAAUGGAAGGUGGGAAAUAGUUGGGGCUGCUGCUUCGACUGCCGAGGACUGCAGACGUCGCAGUCUAAGCGACAUGACGCGCAUAGCGCCACUAGUGAUCCGGCUACUAGCCGUAUCACUGGUGGCGCUGGUCGUUGCUGAUCCACCCACCGGCAACGACAAAAGCGCAGGCACUGCAGUGGCAGCACAGGAACAAGCACAGGACCGCAAGAGCCCCGUGCGAACUACUAGGCCACCACGUAAUAAAGGAAGAGGAAAGAAUCGGACCACUACAACUACGACGACUGUGGAUCCAGACGAUGACUACACCACGCCUACAACUACAACUACAGUCAACCCACGGCUGUUUGACCAUAACAGACGCGCAGGCAUUGCAGUGGCAGCACAGGCACAAACACAGGACCGCAAGAGCCCCGUGCGAACUACUAGACCACCACGUAAUAAAGGAAGAGGAAGGAAUCGGACCACUACAACUACGUCGACUGUGGAUCCAGAAGACGACUACACCACGCCUACAACUACAACUACAGUCGACCCACGGUUGUUUGAUCAUAUCGACACUGGUAGUUGUGAGGUACCACUGGGUAUGGAAAAUGGAAAGAUUUUGGACGACUCCCUUACGGCUAGUUCUAGCUACGACCAGAAUGUUUCACCGUUAUGCUCUCGGAUUCGACAUGAGUUACGCGGCGGAGCCUGGUGCCCCAAUGGGCUGAUAACACCAAACAGCAGGCAAUACCUACAGAUAGACUUACUUGACGAAUACUUAAUUACUGCCACAGAGACCCAAGGCAGAUUCGCUAAUAAAAUUGGUGCUGAAUUUGUUAAGUUCUAUAUGGUCGAAUAUUGGCGUGAUGCUCUCAACCGUUGGGUCCAAUACAAAGACUUAAAUGAUAGUAAUUUGAUCCCGGGAAAUACGGACACAUAUACCGCAACGAAGACAGUGUUGGAAGCACCAUUCAUAGCGUCGAAGGUUCGCUUCGUGCCAUACACUGAUCAUCCCAGGACUGCAUGCAUGCGAGUAGAACUCUACGGAUGUCGAUGGAAACAGGCUAUUGUGGCAUAUGCUGCCCCCAAAGGUGGACAAAUGCGAUCAAUGACAGGCGGAGCACGUUUUGAAGACUUGUCAUACGAUGGAGUCUUACGAGGCACUGAUCUUGUCGAUGGACUCGGUCAAAUCACCGAUUCCUUUACUGGUCCAUCUGACUUUGAACUACUCGAUGAAUCAGAUACUCAAGGAUCACGCUGGGUUGGAUGGAAUAAGACAAUGUUAGCCGGUUCUUCAGUAAACAUAACAUUUAAUUUCACUGAUACAAGACUUUUCUACGAUAUUGGUAUACAUACUAAUAAUAUGUUCACUAAAGACGUGCAGCUCUUCAAAGAAGCCGAAGUAUAUUUUUCCUUGGAAGGUGAGCGCUGGCAAAAAGACUACAUAUCGUAUGAACCUAAACAAGAUAAAGUAUCUGAGCGUGCUCGAACAAUUUAUAUUGAUCUAGAGAACCGAACUGCUAAGUACAUAAAGAUAAAACUAUAUUUCCAUCAUAAGUGGAUCUUAAUCAGCGAAGUAACAUUCAAAUCGGUGUCAACAGUCGUGAAUCAAUCGACGGAAUUCCUAGACGAGUACUAUAAUACUAUACGGCCUAAAAAGAAAUCACACUUCUCCAUCGAAGUGAUCAUAGGGUUGGCUUGCGGUGCUGUUGUUGUAGGCGGGGCUGUUAUUGCGGCAACAGCAAUACUUGCCACGAAGCGUGCAAGACGUCGCAUACCACAGCUACUGGAGAAACCAUUUUUUCCAUCAUUGAGAAGCAAUUCGAGAAAUAACAGGCGAGCGCCUCGACUUGCUUUAUCUUUAGGAAACGGUCCACCGAUGAUCAGCCCUGCGGUUGUCGACGACGGUAGUCACCGGGAGCCCUACAACAUCUGGCGAGAAACCUUAAACCGACAGAAGAGAGAAAACAUUGAACAAAACGAGUAUAACGAAAUAUGCGAGGAUCCGACAUUCCCGCGUCCUUAUAUGAUGAAACGACCCGACCCUCACGAGAGCUUCUACGCAGCUACGGACAUUACCCAGCACAACCGUGCUCGUCAUCACCGGCGCACCUGUCCACCCGCACACAACGAGCCCAACUCGGUAUUAAGAUGUGGGACAUUUUCACAAACCUACCAAACUCACCGUGAUGCAGGAUUUACCGAAUCCGACAAAAACUUUCAGACGUAUCCGGAUGAGCGAUCGCACCGACGAGAAUAUGCCGCCCCUGGGAUGUUCACCUCCAUAAAACUACCUGAAGCCGAUCCCCCAAACGGAGUGGCGCCCCUGCUCGACUUCCCGCGGGGGCGCAUGCGACCAGUCACUUUUUUAGGCCAGGGAGCCCACGGCACUGUACAAAUUUGCGAGACGAAUGGCAUCGAGGAGCUGUUCGACGAAGGAGAAUUGACGGGCGGAGAGAGCCGCCGCCGCCGACUCGUGGUCGUGAAAACCUUAUGGAAAGGCUGCCCUAACGAUAUCAAGGCGGCGUUUGUCCGCGAAGCUACUUGGGGAGCUGGGCUGAAACACCCGCAACUAGCGCGUGUACUCGGCCUGAGCCUCCUCGAGCCACCGUGCGCGGCACUCGACCGCGGAGAUUCUCUCCCCCUACCGAGUAUUCUGAGGAUGGAACAGAGAUUCAAUUAUUCGAGUAUGAUUCACAUAUGCUGCCAAAUUGCCAACGGCAUGAAGUAUCUGGAAUCAUUCGAGUUAAUACACCGGGAUCUCGCGGCAAGAAACGUCACAGUCACCAAAGACCUGCACGUUAAGAUAUCCGACUACGCAAUGCUCUGUGAAGAAUACAUAUCCGACUACAGCAUCUCGGCUGACGGUUCCAGGGUGGCAAUACGAUGGAUGUCCUGGGAGAACUUGCUUUUGGGUAUGUGCUCUACAUCAAGCGACGUUUGGUCUUUUGGCGUCACCGUGUGGGAGAUACUGACUCUCUGCAGGGCCAGGCCAUUUGAUGAAAUGAAUGAUGAUCAGGUUGUUAUGAAUGCAACGCAAUGGCGUAAGGGGGUUAGUGAGGCCCGUGUCCCCACUGCGCCUCCACCGCGAUGCCGUCGAGAACUUUACGACAUCAUGCACGAAUGUUGGAGGCGAGAACCUGCCAUGCGACCCAGAUUUCAUGACUUGCACCGAUUUCUUUCACGUAUGUCCAAAGGCUCACAACAUCCUCUUCCGCGCUAAGUGCGCAUUAUGUUGACCCUUAUUCCAAAUUUUUAUGUUACACAUUUUUUU